Molecule: messenger RNA, 399 nt
Organism: Penicillium canariense
Lineage: Eukaryota; Fungi; Ascomycota; Eurotiomycetes; Eurotiales; Aspergillaceae
Exons: 2
Coding region: 1-399 (132 amino acids)
Source: RefSeq, a predicted model, not a curated record
AUGAGUCUACUGACUAUAUUCGUCAACAUGCAUGAUAGCCUGAUCUCCGUGGUGUACGGAGGAGAAAAUGGCACCGUGGAUCUCCUCCACGUCCCGUCCCGUCAAGGUUCGGAGAGUAUCGCCGAGACUCCCACGGUUGACGCAAGGAGGCCCGCAUCGACCGUGGAUGAGAUAGGAGAUAUGCACUUACGCAGUCCGGCAUAUGAUGGCCCUGAGAUGACGUCGAUUGCAUCCGGGCCAUGCCGCACCUCCAGAGACCAGACCCCUGGUGCCGGGAUGUACAUCGAUUCUACUGUUUCUGGAGCCCGCGCAAUCCUCAUGCGAGUCGGACAUACGACGGAGGCAUCCACCACGUCCCUUCCACGCAACCACCCGCCCGAAUCAAAAGAUAAAGAAUGA